AAUGACGGCAGACAACCGGGAGCAAAGUGAUUUGUGAGAAAGAUUUCAAUUAUAUUUUUAUGUUUAAAGAAAAAUAAAAAUUUUCAUAAGCCGACCAAAUUUCAGUAAAACUUACAAUAUUCAUAUUUUGAUUUUUGUUUGUACGUCUUGUAAACAAAGAAAUUAUAUUGUUUCCCGUUUGUGUCACCUAUCCAUCCAUCCUGUGAAUGAAUUGAGCCAUGUCAGCCAUAUGGGACAAAAUGUGUGAAGUGUUCACGUUGCUGGUUCGGCCGACACGACGGAAAACUCGCGUGACAUUCAGUCCAAGCACGCUACAUCGUGAGAUCAUACGGCACACCAAACUAUCGGCUUCCACGAAUCCCUUUUUCAACUUCCUUGCCGAGGUGCGCAUGAAAGCCAAUGGUGGGCAACUGAUGCACCCAGGCUGUGGUUCGAUGUCGGCGCGGGAAAGCGCUCGCAUCGCCAAGACUGCAGGCCGCCUGUGGAACUCUAUGACUGAUGAACAAAAGCAGCCGUAUCGAAGCAUUGCGAUGGAGCAACGGAAGCUGAAGAGGCUGCGGCGAAGGCGUUCCAACUUGACUGCACGCAGACGAAGAACGCCAUUGCAUUGCAAAACGCCAGUCGAGUGUAAAUUCAUUUUUCCGCCGCAGCCCACUCAUGAAGAAGAUCUAUAAAUGCGGGUUCUGGGGAUUGAAAUAAUGUUGUUGAUGUCUUUAAGACGAUGCGGAUGGAGUGGAGAUCAAAUUUGUGUGCAAAUUUAAUGUUGAAAUUUCUCCAAGUUCCCAAAGAUUUUAUAGUUCUAUACUGCUCUGCUUACGCUACCUUGUUAUUCCACAAGGAGGGCAAAGCAAUUCGUCAAAAACAUUUCAAUUUUAUUUUAAUGUCUUAAGAAAUAAAAAAUUUCAUUAGUCGACGAAAUUUCAGUAAAAUAUACAAAUCCAUAUUUGAA
Zeugodacus cucurbitae (melon fly) is the source of this 949-nucleotide messenger RNA. RefSeq lists its product as uncharacterized. The transcript has a single exon. The record is from RefSeq and is a predicted model, not a curated record. Bases 219 to 674 code for a protein of 151 amino acids. Lineage: Eukaryota; Metazoa; Arthropoda; Insecta; Diptera; Tephritidae.